Messenger RNA from Aspergillus tanneri, 2040 nucleotides. Its product is annotated as flavin monoamine oxidase family protein. The record is from RefSeq and is a predicted model, not a curated record. The transcript has 2 exons. Gene Ontology annotation, biological process: amino acid catabolic process. Gene Ontology annotation, molecular function: L-amino-acid oxidase activity; polyamine oxidase activity. Lineage: Eukaryota; Fungi; Ascomycota; Eurotiomycetes; Eurotiales; Aspergillaceae. The coding region runs from base 1 to 2040 and encodes 679 amino acids.
AUGAGGCAGAUGCGCCGGCUUUUGUUAACCUUAAGCCUUUCGACUAUCAGCUCAGCCGCUGCUUUUCAAACACAACCCGAUUUGCUUCGAUUUCAUGUACCAUCUGGUAUAACAGCGGACUCGUUGCAUAACGUUUAUCUUGAGUUCCUGGAUGAGAGGUUUGAGGGUGAAAUUCAGCUUGUGUAUGGAGAAUGUGACAUUGCUGGUACAUCUCAAGGUCACCAUGAUAUUGGGAGAGUGAUUGUCAAACGAGGGUCACACCCCGAACGGUUUGUUUGGUCAACACCGCCAGAUGCACCGCAUUUCCACUGCCUUCAUGCGUUCUCCGGACCUGCAUUGGUAGGGAGGUCGGAUCCUAUCUCCGUGGCUGCUCCAAUUGGCCGCCGAGAGAGCAUUGCAGACGUGGCUGACACCAUGGGUCCUUGGUUUGACGGAGUUGCAUAUAUGAAAGGAAAGGAAUCCGGUGAUGCGGCUGUGGCCAAGGCAAAAGACUCGUCUGUUGCGAUUGUUGGAGGAGGUAUGGCCGGUCUAAUGACAAGCUUGCUUCUUGACUCUGUUGGCAUCCAUAACUGGCAUAUCAUCGAAUCAUCAAAUCGAAUCGGAGGUCGGAUUCGCACCAAGUAUCUUAACAACACCCGUCCCGACCAGUACCAGUACCAAGAGAUGGGUCCCAUGCGUUUCCCUGUCCAUAUUACAUACGCGGGUACGAAUGAGACCUUUGACAUCCAAGACCAUAAGAUGGUAUUCCAGCUAGCAGAUACCCUCAACAAGAUGAAUGCGAACGACCACCCGGAGCUGAACGUUGAUUUUAUCCCGUUUAUUCAAAACGCAUCAAAUGUUCCCACUUCGACCGGAGGAAAUCGUCUUCCCAAUGGUCGCAUUCCGACCGCAGCCCAGGUAGCAGAGGACCCUUCUCUGGUGUACACGGCCACACCCCCUAAUGAAAUGGCUGUAACGGACGCAAGGGCUGAUCUCGGGAAAUUUACCGAGAAAGACAAAGUCAACAUGCUGAAGGAGGCGGCCUCCAACAUGUUUCGUGCACAUAAAGCCGCGGUUGAACAUGGGCUUCUUCACUGGUCUGAGGAAGCGUAUCUGCGCUACGCACUGGGUUAUGACCCAAAUGUCACGGAUUAUGUGGCCGGAAUUAGCACCAAAUCAAUCUGGGAAAUCAUCUAUGAGGAUGUUUAUUUCGCAGCUACUGAGUUUCUCACGAUUGACAAAGGUCUGGAAUCUCUUCCACGUGCAUUCUGGCCCCAUGUAGCGAACAAGACUACACUGGGGCGCAAAAUCGAAGGUCUCUCAUAUAACGAGAAAACAAAAAAGAUCUCUGUCAAUUGGCGAAAUGAUCCCUUGCAGAUGGUCCCUGAAAGCGAGGAGUAUGACUACGCUGUUGUCUCGGCUCCGUUUAGCAAGGUCCGACUUUGGGACUUGCCCCGCUACUCUUCCCUGUUGAGUCGUGCGAUCUCGGGGCUGAACUAUGAAACAUCCUGCAAGAUGGCCCUGCAUUAUGAGACUAGAUUUUGGGAGCAUCAAGAGAAUCCUAUCCACGGAGGUUGUGGCACUGUGGACGUACCAGGAGUCGGCUCGGUUUGCUACCCGUCGUUCAAUAUUAACGGCACAGGACCUGGUGUCAUUCUUGCGUCGUAUAUUAGCGGUACUCCGGCUCGCUCGACGGCUGCUUUGAGCACCGAGGAUCAUAUUGCUCUUAUCCAGCGGGCGAUGGUAGAAUUCCAUGGCCCUAUCGCUGCUGAACAGUUCACAGGUAUAUAUGAUCGACAAUGCUGGGAAGUAGACGAGCACCAGGCGGGGGCUUGGGCGUCGCCUUGGGUCGGCCAGCAAGAAUUAUAUCUUCCAGCAUAUUAUCAAACAGAGAUGAAGACCAUAUUUAUUGGCGAACAUACUAGCUACGUCCAUGCUUGGAUCUUCUCAGCGUUGGAUUCCGCCGUCCGAGGUACAACCCAGCUCCUCCUUGACCUUGGAUUAGUUGAUGAAGCCAAAAGUGUUGUGAAAACUUGGAUGGGGCGAUGGAUUAAACUAUGA